AUAUUUGACAAGAUCUUGUGACCCUAUUAAGUGCUAAUUUUGAAUGAAGUGAAUGGUUCAGGCGAUACGGUUUUUUCGCUUCCCUUGUCAGUCCACAACUCAAGAAGUCCGUGACUCUACCUUGCUCAAGCGGAGUGGAACAAACUAGAUUGAUAUAUAAAAUUUGAAUAUGUGCAUAAAACUAUGUACUUUGCUGACGAAAUUGCUGCGCCUUUGAGUAAUCCAUACUUACGUUCGUUUUAUUUAGUUGAUUUGUAUUUCGGAUCUUAGAGCACGUCACACCAUUUACGACUAAAAUGGUCACCCUAGGCCAUCAACAGGAAUCCAGUGAGAAAACAUGUCGGUGCUUGCUUAAUGUCUAGGCAAAACUGAAAAGACGAUUUGAAGUAGUGUUAUGUCUUGAUUAUUGUCUUUUUCCACGAAGGAUGGACGGUAGUGGUCUUGCAAAUUUCUUGCAAAACCCAGAAAAAAACGGUGUUUUGGGUGAGAAAGGGUCGAUUUUGGCAAACCGCUAUUCGUUUCUACUCUGGCAAUUUUGAGCAGGCUGACGGUGUUACCGCGUGCAUCGAAGAUAAAAAGUUUUCAGGAUCCCCAAAAUAACAAGGGAGGAGGAAAAUAAAGAAAGCCCUACGUGAAUGGUAAGCAGAUCUCCUUUAAAGGACUCUCUCGCUCACGUCAACUGCGCAUCAUAAGCAUUUGAGGAACUCUUGGAAAACGUUGUGCAAUCCCCAAAUCAAAGAGAAGACUCGGUUCUAGACCGUCAAUCGAAGCCCCUCAAGUGUCCAGAGGUCGACAGUUGUCUUUUUACAUCAUACCUCGAUAGUGUGUACUACAAAGUUUGGUCAUGUUCCGCGGGGACGUUCCACUUCCCACUCCCGAGCAAUUGAACAAUCCCAGAGCCAAGACCAAUCCGGAGAUUGGAUCUCCAGCUCUUAAAGCUAAGAUCCUUUUGUUUGAACGCCAACACGAUGAGGGAGAAGAUGCCAUGGUGGCCGAAUUCAGAGAGUCCCUGGCGAUAUCCAGGAACAAGUUCCCCUCCUCAGAUUUGGUCAAGGUUCCCUCGGAUCCGUCGCCUGAGUCGGGGAAUCCCGGGGGUAUGAGUCCCUUCAGUGAAUCACCUCCACAGCAUCACGAAUUCGAUCACGACGGUUUGGUUGUGCCCAAGAAGAUCUACAAUCCAUGCAAAGAAUCAAAGAAUGUCAGAAAUCUGAACAAAGAGAUUAAAUGGAAUGCCAAAGCUGGUGUGAAUGUUCUUGGAACCAAGUCUGAAUUGGAGAAGGUCAUGGAGAAGCGAAAUCGUCAAAGGGUGGAAAUCGAGAAGAAAUCCGAGAUCCAAGCCACCAAAACGGACUUCCAAAAGGUGCUCGAGGAGCGAGCCAAGAAAAUUGAAGAUCUCGAAAAGAAGCCGUCCGUUUCCACGGGACGCAAUCUUCAUCCAGGUUCGGAUCCCGAGAGCGGCGACAGUGGCCAUUGUAGUCCCGAGCCCGAAUUCGUUCGCGUCCACGCCCAUCUAAAGCACGCCUCGUCCCGGAGCCCCAGUAGCUCAUCGACGAAUCCCACCACCAAAACGAUCUAGAAUUGACUGACCAAGCCAGUGGCCAUUAUACCUAUUUCAGCUAAAUUUCUUGGACAGAAGAAAUAGUCGACUUCUUCAUUUGAGUCAGUCAGUCAGUCAGUCCGCUGUCAUUCCGUCUGGCCUCCAUCAAAAAUAUGUUUGUGUGUGUGUUCCUUUUAUCUUUAAAUUUUGGCCUUGUCGCAAUGGCUUCUUCUUGAUUUUGUGCGCAACCGAGCAAAAAGAAAGGGAGACGAAAGAAUAGAUAUCAAAACGGCUGUUUGUGAGUCCGUGGUGAAAGUAAUGAGCAAGUGAAGAAGCCAAUGAUCGCUCGAGCGAAAUCGUAUUAUUCUUGCUAUGAUGAUGAAGAAUGCCAUUUGUCGGUUCAUCUACCCCCCAAAGUAAGCGCCAUCUUCAUCGAUCCAAUCAUUCAAGUACAUACUACAUACUACUUCAAUAUGACGAUGCUGAUCCAAAUCUCGGAGAAAAAAGGCUUUGAUGGUGAGGGUUCGAAAGUGGGGGAAAAUUCGUCUGGUCGAAGAUUUUAGAAUGAACGAAAAUGUUAAUCGAUCACCAAUAUAAGAACACAUUCUGUCGGAAUUCUAUUUUCAAUAGUCUUGAAAUAUAACUCGCAUUAUUACGACACAUGA
Messenger RNA from Tigriopus californicus, 2202 nucleotides. RefSeq lists its product as uncharacterized. The record is from RefSeq and is a predicted model, not a curated record. The transcript has 5 exons. Bases 845 to 1576 code for a protein of 243 amino acids. Lineage: Eukaryota; Metazoa; Arthropoda; Copepoda; Harpacticoida; Harpacticidae.